Messenger RNA from Closterium sp. Naga37s-1, 1161 nucleotides. NCBI's taxonomy places the organism in Eukaryota, Viridiplantae, Streptophyta, Zygnematophyceae, Desmidiales, Closteriaceae. The record is from the annotation of a GenBank genome assembly.
AUGGCUUCGCUAGCUGCUCUGGACCUCGCGGUUAAUAGGCUGUCCGGCCCCAUUCCUCCCACGCUGGCGACGCUGCCGAUGCUGAAGUUUCCACUCCUCUGUCUCUCGGUCUCCCUGUUCCUGGCCCCAUCCCCUCCUUCUACCAGGCCCACCAGGCCCCCAUUUCUCCUCAACACAGAAUCUGCCCACUCACGAUUCUUCUGCCUACUGUCCCGCCUCUCCUAUCCCUCUUCCUGCCCCACCCAGUUCCUCACCUUCCUCAACCCUAAAUCUGCUUUCUCACUACUCUUUCUUCCUACUUUCCCGCUCUCCCUCCCUACUCCUCAACGCACUUUCUCCUCCCACCUUCUGCCAGGCCCAUCAAGACCUCACCACCAUUCUCAACCCUAUAUCUUCUUUUGCUCGACUCAUCUUCCCACCUUCCUGCCUCUGCUCUCCCUGCUCCACGUCCCUCGCGCCUUCGUUUCCUCUGCAGUCCCUCCUUCUGCCCGGCCCACCAUGCCCUUACCUUCCUCAACCCUAAGCCCCAUCCCCGCCUUCUGCCAGGAAGGGCAGCUUCUCUCCUUCCUAAACCUCGCCUCCAACAGCCUCUCAGGCCCGCCCACCCCGCUCUCCUCCCCCUCCUGCUCCGACUCCCUCCAGUUUCUCUCUCUGCCCGCCAACAGCCUCUCCGGCCCCAUCCCCGCUACAAUCAGCUCCUUUACAAACCUCAAGCGCCUCCGCCUCGAUAAAAACAGCCUCACAGGAGCGAUCCCCGCUGGUGAAGGAGAGUGCGCCACUGGUGGGUCGAGUCGAGUGGAUAAGCUCUCACAGCAGCUGCUCUCACAGCAGCUUGAAGCGUAUGCUCUCCCUCCGCCUCUCUCUCACCUGCUCACCUUCACUCGAAUGGUCCUUUGUAUGGCGCUCAAGGGGAAAUACCCCCAUAAGGUGGUAACAUCCAGCAUCAUGCCACGUCACUCCAACCUGCUCCAUAAAACACAACCUGAUACUGUUACAUGUAGUGGGAUAGUGCCUUUGAGAGACGUGCUCUCCCAGUCAGGCUUCUCUGCUUCGGCUGCCUUCUACUCGUUCCACCCCACCGCUGUCUUUCUGCCCGACAAGUGUGCGCCUGAGACCCUCCUGCAUGCUGAAGCCCUUGGGAGGCUACGCAGCGGUGUGUGA